UUGCGUGUGUGUGACACACACACACACACCCGAGGGUCUCCCUUUCCGCAGCUUCUGGGAUCUCCCUCGCCUCCUUCCAGGCGAGCAAGGCCUGUGCCAGGAACCCCGCCUCCUGCGCUCUGCCAAUAGGGGCGAAGCCUUGCCCUCUCGCCCCCCGAGGCAGGCAGGGAAGGAAGGAAGGAAGGCUGCUGCCAAGGAGGACUUUGCCCGCGGGUGAGGGUGGCGAAGGGAGAGGGGGCGCCGCGGGAGGGCUUGCCGGGGAAGGCGAAGUCGGCCGGCCUACUUGCUUGCCCGCCUGCUUGCGACGCCGCCUCCUGUUUUGCAAGCGCCGCGAGAAAGGGCGACUCGACAGUCAAGCUCGGCCGGAGGAGGAGGAGGAAGAAGAAGGCGGCGAGAGAACGAAGCGCAAGCCGGCUUGUGCGUCGCCGAGGGCUUUUUCCAGUGCUGGUCACUAAGGUCGCUCUGUCUUUGCCGCAGUGGGGGCCAUUGAAUGCCCCCGACCCAGCACCCCCCCCUUGAACCCAUUGGCCGCUUGUGGUGGUGUUAAUGACUGGGAAAAUUGAGAUUAUCAUCACCUGAUCCCUGUUGCUUAACCGCAGGAUUUGGGAACAAGGCUCUCAUCCUGAUGGCGCUCAGAGUACCUACCAGGAGGCUCCUGCAGUGCAGCCGUUGUAUGGUGGGCCCACAUGACAUCCGGGCACAGAGCACAAGGGCAGCUGCGCAAAAGGAAAAAGAAGCAGCACCUUCAGAGAAAGAAGCCAAAGUCCCAAGAGCCCGUUUUGACUGGCGAGAUGCUUUACAACUGGAGAGGCUCCUCACUCAGGAGGAAAUAAUGAUCCGGGAUUCAUUUCGUACCUAUUGCCAGGAAAAACUGAUGCCUAGGAUCCUCAUGGCCAAUCGAAAUGAAGUCUUUCACCGGGAAAUAGUGUCAGAAAUGGGGGCAUUGGGAGUCUUGGGCCCUACGAUCAAAGGUUAUGGCUGUGCAGGAACUACCUACGUGGCCUACGGACUCCUAGCAAGGGAGAUUGAGAAGGUGGACAGCAGCUAUCGUUCAGUCAUGAGUGUUCAGUCAUCUUUGGUAAUGCACCCGAUAUAUGCAUAUGGGACGGAGGAGCAGAAGCAGAAAUACCUGCCACGCCUGGCCAAAGGAGAGAUAAUUGGCUGUUUUGGGCUAACAGAGCCUAACCAUGGCAGUGAUCCUGGUAGCAUGGAAACUCGGGCCCACUACAGUCCCUCCAAAAAGACGUACACACUCAAUGGCACCAAAACCUGGAUCACCAAUUCUCCAGUGGCUGAUAUAUGUGUAGUGUGGGCUGUAUGUGAAGAUGGUAAAGUGCGUGGUUUCCUUUUGGAACGUGGAAUGAAAGGUCUCUCCACGCCGAAGAUUGAGGGGAAAUUUUCAUUGCGAGCUUCUAUCACUGGGAUGAUCGUAAUGGAGGACGUGGAGGUGCCUGAAGAGAACCUUCUGCCCAAAGUGUCUGGAUUGGCUGGUCCAUUUGGCUGCCUAAACAAUGCUCGCUAUGGCAUCUCAUGGGGAGCCCUGGGAGCUGCUGAAUUCUGUAUGGAGACAGCCAGGCAAUACACUCUGGAUAGGACCCAGUUCAAAGUCCCCUUGGCAAGAAACCAGCUAAUCCAGAAGAAGCUGGCUGACAUGCUCACCGAGAUCACUAUUGGCUUACAAGCUUGUCUACAGCUGGGCCGCCUCAAAGAUGAAGAUAAGGCCACCCCUGAGAUGAUCUCCAUGCUAAAACGGAAUUCCUGUGGGAAAGCCCUAGAGAUUGCCCGGCAAGCCCGUGACAUGCUGGGGGGCAAUGGAAUUGCCGAUGAGUACCAUGUUAUCAGGCAUGUCAUGAACCUGGAGGCUGUCAACACGUAUGAAGGAACCCACGACAUUCACGCCCUCAUCUUAGGCAGAGCUAUUACCGGACUUCAAGCUUUCACUGUCGGCAACUGAAUACAUUUUUGCAAGGUUCAUCUUCAUGCUAAUGGCUCCAUCAUGGGAACAUCCAUGGAAAUGGUCUAAGAUGUUGCAAUGGUUUUAAAAGCUGAGCAGGACUGCCAGGGCUGUUGCUGAUCAGAAUCUGAUCAAAUUUAUUUCUAAAGCUCAGCUCAAAUAUUUGUAGCUAAUCUGAAACAAUACCAAAGUCAGGUAUUUACAGAUUCUCAGUUCUUAAAAGAGACAGCAGAAAGAGAAAGCGUUAUAAUGUUGCCCUGUGGCAAAGGGAGACACCAUUAUGGCUGUUGACUGUGUUUGUUGUGUGUGUGGUAAGUAGGUAGCAGACAAGGGCGCAGGAGCAGGGGAUGGCAAAUGGUGGAGGAAAAUUCAAAGUUCAGGAGUUGCCAAAUCAUACACGAGACAAGCUGUUUUAGGGUAGAAGUACUGGGAGUUGAUCUCUCCCAGUCAAAUUUUAGGACAACCUUUUUGCAGCUGCAAGAUCCAACUACUUGGGCAACAAUUUUGGCUGUUGUGGGGCCCACAACAUUGUUAUGUGAAUAAUUUGUCCUUCAGGAAGUUUUGAAAAAGAAAGGGCUUGUAUUGGAGCCCUGCAGUAUUGCCAAGCAUUAAAAGCAGGAAAUCAAAACAUACUGCCCUGUCAACCAUCUUCCUGCCGUGUGACCUUGAAGAAGCUGCUGUCUUUUAGUGCCUUGUCUAAAUUGUACAAAUCUUAUUGAAUAUUUGGGAAUGUAUUUUGAUGAAGUGGUAAAUUUGUCACGGAUAAA
Molecule: messenger RNA, 2721 nt
Organism: Pogona vitticeps (central bearded dragon)
Lineage: Eukaryota; Metazoa; Chordata; Lepidosauria; Squamata; Agamidae
Source: RefSeq, a predicted model, not a curated record